Messenger RNA from Pungitius pungitius (ninespine stickleback), 2110 nucleotides. Its product is annotated as leucine-rich repeat-containing protein 43-like. NCBI's taxonomy places the organism in Eukaryota, Metazoa, Chordata, Actinopteri, Perciformes, Gasterosteidae. Bases 279 to 2081 code for a protein of 600 amino acids. Gene Ontology annotation, molecular function: protein binding. The transcript is spliced from 12 exons. The record is from RefSeq and is a predicted model, not a curated record.
UGUAGUGUAUACCGGAUAAACAUCAGCAUAUUAGCAAUGUAAUGUUUGUCUAAACAAUUCUCAUUCUUAAACAAGGUUAUAUCAAGUUUUAUUUGCUUUACUUGCACAAACAUUUCAUUUGAAUUCUCAAUGAGAUCCUUGAGUGAGACCUAGCUGUUGCCUAGCAACUGACAAACAAAUACCGGGGUGGCGUUCCCUGGCGUAUUAUUACAAACCGUACCUUGCGUGUCACUCAGAAAUCUAUUCAACGUUCUAAAGAGUAACAACUGUUGAAAGACAUGAGCUCAAACAAGCUCUCUGCUGUGUUGGAGAAGCAGAUUCAGCGCCUUUGUCUGAAGGACUUUCCUGUUGGACAUGGCACCUGGAGGAGGACCGAAGGCCGAACAGAGGGAGCAGAGACCGAAGACACGGACGCCCUCCUGGAUCUGCUGAGCUGCCCUCACUCCCCAUGGCGCCAUGAUGGAUCAUGGAGCCCUCAAGCUCUGGCUCUGAGACAGCUUGCAGUACUCACUCCCGAACCCCUGCACCAAGACCUGAUCUACAAUUACUUUACAACACUUCGCAUUGUGGACAAGAGUGUCUCAGCCAUCGACGACGGCCUGUUAAAGUUCUCAAAGCUGGAAGAAUUGGUGCUGAGUGACAAUCACAUCUCACAAAUCUGUGCAGAAAACCUCCCCAGCUCUUUGAAGAUUUUGGACGUACGUGCCAACCGGCUGUCUGCUCUAGACAGUCUCACCACCUGCCCCCCUCCCUGCCUACAGUACCUGAGCCUCAGCUCAAACCGCCUGGGUUCACACCAAGACCUCCAUCAUCUUACAGGAAGACACUGGCCACAGCUGGUGGGUCUGGACCUGGGUCUUUGUGAGUUUGAGGACCAGCAGGCCCUGCUGAGAGCCUUGAGCACGCUGCCCUCCCUCAGGACUCUGGUGCUGGAGGGGAACCCGUUCACUCUGGCUCCCUCCUACCCGGGCUUCACCGUGGACAGUCUGCCAGGACUCUCUUGCCUGGACACAUCGUGGAUCUCCCCCGAGGAGAGACACCACUUUAGGGGCUUUGCCAAGAACAACGUGGCAGUGGGCUGGGCCUCCUGCACAGUGAGUGUGGGCAGGAUGCGGGGAAUCCCACACCCAGUGAUGAGAGUGGAUGAAAACCUUUCAGACUUCCCUGUUGUCAGCUACAGCUAUUUCAUCACAUAUGAGUUCCUUAGUCAUCAGGCUGGUGACCCGAACUCAGACAGGGAUUCUAAACCUGAUGCAGCACAGUGCUUCAGUGACGCUGACCUACAACCGCACAGACAUAGUGGGACAGAAUCAUCCAAACUAAACACGGGAGACUUACUGGUGGAUCCAGAGGAAACCUGCCACCACAUCGCAUAUGUGUCAGAACACAGCACAUCAAAGCUCAUGUGGUCAGGAUGCAUGGACUUCAGUCACACACAAACGUACAUUGUGACUGAUCUGGGAGGCUUGAAGAGGUUCUUGAAUGGAGGAUUAUGUCUUACAAUAGUGGAGGAAAAGGUCCAGUCAUGGCCCGCGGCCUCUGAAGACGUCCUGUUGGCCAAACCCAGCCGCCCUGUCAAAGAGAAGAGCGGAAAAGGCAAAGAAUCUCCAAUCAAAUCUGGAUCCACCAAAGACAAAAAGAAAAAAUGUUUACCCGAGAUGGUCCAGGACGCCCCCAUCAGAAGAAAACUAGGUUCUGUCCACAUCUGCCUUCAAAGCCUGGUCACAGGAGGACAAAAGGUCAAUGUCCUCUGUGACCUUGGGGCUCUGCACCCUGAGACUGAGGAGGACGCUGCACAAACACCUGAAGAGGAUCUGGGAAAGAAAAUCAAAGAGGACAAGAAGGACAAGGAGUCAAAGCAGAGAGGAGACAGUGGUACCAAACAGAAGAAAACAACUGCUUCCAAAGGCAAAGGCAAGGGAAGGCGGGGAGGAGAUGUCCACACAGACAACUCUGACUCCGUCCCAGUGGAACCAGUGACUGUGGAAGUGAACGUGGGGCUGGAGAAAUGGGGCCGUGCGUCUGAAGCUCAUCAACCGCUGAGCCCACAACAGAACUCCUUAAACACACAGCCCGUUUAGUCUUGAAGCCAGAUUCAGGGGUGGGGGGA